AUUAACCGUACACAUUGUUUGUUUACUACACGUCUUCUUGCUUAAUGACGAGUUUCCAUUAAAAGCGUAUGUUGGCUGUCUUCUUAUCUGAGAUUUCUGACCUAUGUGGAAGCUUUAAGUUAUUUUUUUAGCUAUUGAAAACAGUUAUAUUUUUGAAUUCCCCGCCGGAAGCACCGGGCAGCUGUUUGUACGUUAAAUGUUUGUAAUAUCAGACCAGUGAUGGAGGAGAAACGUGAGGACACCGUUCCAGGAGAAGUGUCUGUAAAAGACGAAGAGGUGGAAAAAGAGGACCUGACAGAGGUGGAAGGCCCUUACAUGGAAGAAGAGGAGGAUGAGGAGGCUCUUCCUCACUCCGAGAUCCUGGAUAUUUUCGAGGAAGGACUUGCUCGACUUGUGCAGGAUCCUUUGCUUUGUGAUCUGCCAAUCCAGGUGACUCUGGAGGAGGUGAACUCUCAGAUUGCGUUGGAGUAUGGACAGGCCAUGACUGUGAGGGUUCUGAAGGCAGAUGGUGAAGUAAUGCCCAUCGUGGUCGUGCAGAAUGCCACAGUCUUGGACCUGAAGAAGGCCAUUCGCAGAUUCAUGGAGCUGAAACAACAACGUGAAGGCGGAGUGAAACAUGUCGGCUGGAGGUAUGUGUGGAGAACGUAUAGUUUAGUAUUUCAGGGGGAAAAGGUGGAAGAUGACAAGAUGAGGCUGAAAGACUACGGCAUUAGGAACAGAGAUGAGGUGACGUUCAUGAAGAGACUCCGGAAAAAGUGAAGUCACAGCUGACAUAUUCAGUGGGGAAAUAAACCAGCUCUUACAGGCAUGAAAUAACUCUAAAGAUGUCUAUGAACCAGAUUUAUUACUCCACAAACUGAGCAGCAUCUCAAAGAGGGUGCAUGUAUAUACUGUAAAAUAUGUAGAGGUUUGUAACCUCUUGUUUGAAUGCAUCAGUGUAGUGAUUGUAUAUAACUUUCUGCAAAUAUUAAAACUUUACAUUUUUUUAAUGA
This is a messenger RNA of Notolabrus celidotus (New Zealand spotty), 992 nucleotides long. It is a transcript of the gene snrnp25, whose product is annotated as small nuclear ribonucleoprotein 25. Lineage: Eukaryota; Metazoa; Chordata; Actinopteri; Labriformes; Labridae. The transcript is spliced from 5 exons. Gene Ontology annotation, molecular function: protein binding. Gene Ontology annotation, cellular component: U12-type spliceosomal complex. The coding region runs from base 220 to 759 and encodes 179 amino acids. Gene Ontology annotation, biological process: mRNA splicing, via spliceosome. The record is from RefSeq and is a predicted model, not a curated record.